This is a messenger RNA of Rhagoletis zephyria (snowberry fruit fly), 1159 nucleotides long. RefSeq lists its product as uncharacterized. Lineage: Eukaryota; Metazoa; Arthropoda; Insecta; Diptera; Tephritidae. The record is from RefSeq and is a predicted model, not a curated record. Gene Ontology annotation, biological process: sleep; positive regulation of voltage-gated potassium channel activity; regulation of synaptic transmission, cholinergic.
UUAUGCUCAUUAGGGUAGAGCACAAACUUGAGUCUAUAACCUUUGAACAAAAAUUAAACUAUGAGGAUCUAUCAGACUAUUUUUUCCUACAUAUUGACCCAAGUGGCAGUUCCUGAAGAAAACGAUGACUAGUUUUCGAAAAAUUUAACUUUUCAGCGAAUAAGUAGGUGUGCCUCUAACCCACAUGCCACAGUAUAUACUACAUAUGUAUGUACAUAUGUACAUACAUACCUAUAGGUAAUAAAUAAAAGUAAGCUAAAAAUGUCCCAUGCGCCUUUAGAAUCUGCUCUUGGCAAAUGUUUGAAAGAGACGUAAUUUUGUCGCAAUCAUCAUAAUUUUAUUUCCGUCGUGGGAGAUUUCAGUUCCAUUCUUGCUGAAACAUCGGAAACAUCGGUACGACCAAGAGUAUUCGCCAUUUGGAAAUAAAAUUUUAUUUUUUUGAAAAAGUAAUAUUUGUUUGAAAAAGUAUAUUGCACUAGUGAGAACAGUGGAACGCGAUGAGGUCAGCGCUAAUAUUUAUGAUAAUUUGUGGCUGCAUAUCAGCAGCACUUAGUAUCGAAUGCUAUGAUUGCGAGUCGCUGAGCGAUCCACGCUGUAAUCAAUAUUUCGAUCCCGAGGGAGUCAAGCAAACCGACUGUGAUGACGCGGAUAUGCCAGCGUAUUUGCAUAAGUACGAGCGUCGCAUAAAAGCUACCGGCUGUUUAACGAAGGUGCACGAGGGAGUCGCUGAUCGCCGCUUUUACAUUCGACGUAGCUGUUAUUUCGGUGAUCCGGAGGAUGUUGAUGAAGCCUGUGAAGCCCCAGAUCCGUAUGUGCCAUGGGCUAAUUUGAUUUCGUGUUCAGUUUGCACGGAAGACUUGUGCAACGUAAAUGCCCUCAAUGAGGCCCAGCACUCCCUAAGUGUGUGGCAUACACUAACAUUGGUCGGAUUAACUUUAGCGGCACUGGCUUUGAACCGCAUUCAAGGGAUGUUCUAACAAUAGUUUAGGUGUUGUGUGUCUUGUACUGUAUUCUCACAAUAAAGAGACACGAAGUGAAAUUUACUUUAUAAUUCGUCGAUUUUUUUCUGUAUUCUUUUAAAUGCCCUAUUUGUGUUUCUAUACAGAGUAGUUAUACAAGUUUAUAAAAAUAAAACUUCUUAAGGUGAGCGAUACACACA